AUGGAUUCAGUUCUGACAUCGCUUGCCAUCUUUCUUGCCGUUCUCGUCACAGCAGCACAAGGACUCACCAAUGUUAAUUACUGCCCACUGCUAGGACCGGCGUAUCCGGCUCCAACCAACCUGUCAACCAGUGCAGCCUUUGCCACGGCCAAAGCAAACAUCACCAACGUGCUUACCAACUAUGCACAACCAGGAAGAAACUCCUCAGCAACUGGUUCAGUCUUCUUUGAUGCCAAUAAGACGUCCUUCACCGUCGAGGUCUUCUCUGUCAACGAGCCCGAACCUCUGUUCCAGUACUACUACACGGCGCCAUCUCUAGCCAAUGCUACCAGUGGCGUCAAGACAGUAGACGAGAAUAGCGUCUUUCGGAUUGGCAGUCUCUCCAAACUAUGGACUGUCCUCCUUUACCUCAUCGAGGCCCGUGACGAAGGGAGCUUCAAUGACCCAGUCACCAAAUAUAUCACCGAACUGCGCGUCGCUGCAGCAGACAUUACAGGAAAUGCAACGGAAAGGCAGGAUCCGAUUGACUUUGUGCGCUGGGAGGAGGUGACGAUUGGGGAGUUGGCGAGCCAGCUGGCUGGAGUGGCCCGAGACUACGCUUUUUUCGAUACAUCACUUCCAGGUUCAGGUUCGACAAUACCUGGUUUGCCGCCACUUGCACCGUCCGAAAUCCCGCCGUGCAGUGGUGUGACGCCGUGCGACAGGGCUCAGUUCUUUCAGGGGUUGCUCAAAAGACAUCCGGUGGUCCCCACCUCAUCGACUCCCAUCUAUUCGAACGCGGCGUUUCAAAUCCUGGGAUACGUUCUUGAGGACAUCGCCAAUCAGACCUAUGCUUCGAUUCUGUUGGAGGAUAUUAUCCGGCCGCUCAACCUGAGCCGCUCCAGUUAUACCACCCCAGACGACAAGUAUGGGGUCAUCCCUAUUAAUGACACUGCCAGCGGAUGGAAUCUAGACCUCGGGGAUGAAGGGCCUGCAGGAUCUAUCUACUCGUCCACCAAGGAUAUGUCGACCCUGGGCCGCGCCAUCCUAAGCAAUACCCUGCUCCCUCCCGCCCUGACGAGACGGUGGAUGAAGCCUGCGACCUAUUCGACUUCCUUGGGCGCCGGGGUAGGAGCUCCAUGGGAGAUUUUCUCCUUCCAAGAAAGCGGCCGCACGGUCGACCUAUACACCAAGAGCGGCGAUGUAGGAGUGUACGCGGCUAUUACAGCCCUGAUCCCGGAUUAUAACGUUGGCUUCACCAUCCUCGCUGCGGGAGGGGACUCGACAUCCAUCCCGUUAAUCUUCUCGGACAUCAUCGCCGCCAAUAUCAUUCCAGCCCUCGAGCAAGCAGGCAAGGAAGAGGCAAACCGGUCCUUCAGUGGAACAUACGCCGUGACGUCCGGGCUCAAUUCAUCUAUCACCAUCACCGUGGACGAUGGACCGGGGCUGAACGUUGACCGGUGGAUCAGCAACUCGACCGAUAUGUUCGCUUCGUUGGCGGUGCCGUAUGGUGUUACGUCAGCAAAGGAUCUGAGCAUUCGACUCUAUCCGACCGGACUGCAAGACCCAUCAUCAUCCCGAAUCUCGUUCCGAGCCGUCAUCCAGCCUCUUUCGUCGGGGGGUAUCGGACCGUUUACGCAAGCGUGCUUCACCUGGGCGGAGGUGGAUGGCCUGGUCUACGGCAGUGUUGGCGUCGAUGAAUUUCUCUUCGAGUUGAAUGCGACAGGCAAUGCGGUCAGUGUCUCGCCACGGGCGUUGCGAGUGACUCUGCCGAAGGUUUUUAUAAUAAUGAUGACCCGGGGAGCAGGAAGAAAGGACCAUUUUAGUAUAUCUAACCUCGCUCUUGCGGCCCGUCACCGCCCACUGGCGACGGUGAUCCCAUUGCCCGACGGGGCUUACCCCGACCGGUUCGAUACAGCAAUUUAUGCAGGUGGCGAAUGCUCGAGCGUGUCUGGCGGUGUCCAUUUAGAAACAAACAACUGA
Messenger RNA from Rasamsonia emersonii CBS 393.64, 1962 nucleotides. RefSeq lists its product as uncharacterized. NCBI's taxonomy places the organism in Eukaryota, Fungi, Ascomycota, Eurotiomycetes, Eurotiales, Trichocomaceae. The transcript is spliced from 6 exons. Bases 1 to 1962 code for a protein of 653 amino acids. The record is from RefSeq and is a predicted model, not a curated record.